GUGGUAAAUGCUGGGAAUAAUGAACACUGUCCAAACACACUACAUGAUAUAAAAAGGCCAGGGUAUAGCCAGUCCAAUGUACUGUACUCCCAGGUAACUGAUCAGACAAGAUGAAGUUGGCUGUUGUGCUGUUUGCCUUAGUGACCCUUUCUGAGUGCCUUCUCAAGAUUCCUCUGAUAAAGGGGAAGUCAGCCAGGCAGACUCUGGAGGAGAAGGGUCUGUAUGAAGAGUACAAGAGGAAGUAUCGCUACAACCCCAGAACCAAGUUUAACAGCAGGGCAGGUGGUGCCAUGGUGCCCAUGAUCUACUAUCCAGAUUCGACAUACUACGGAGUCAUCGCCAUCGGUACUCCCCCUCAGUCGUUCAAGGUUCUCUUUGACACGGGAUCUUCUGACCUGUGGGUGCCCUCUGUCCAUUGCAGCAGCAGCCAGGCCUGCAACAACCAUGCCAGGUUCAACAAUACAGCAUCCUCCACAUUCCAGCCCAGCUCAGAGACUUUCUCCAUCCAAUAUGUCACUGGUUACAUGACAGGGGAUGUGGGAUAUGACACCGUAACAUUCGGUGACUUGUAUGUGACACACCAGAUCUUUGGCCUGAGUCUGAUGGAGGAUGCUUUCCUGGAUAACUUAGCAUGGGAUGGGAUUCUGGGCCUGGCCUUCCCCAACCAGCAGUCAAUUAACGGAGGUACUCCUGUAUUUGACAACAUUUGGAAACAAGGAAAGAUCCCUCAAGACCUGUUCUCCAUCUAUUUGACCAGCUCUGUUGAUGGCAGUAUGUUAAUCCUGGGAGGAACUGACUCCUCCUACUUCACAGGAAACAUCCAAUGGAUUCCCAUCUCUCAACCUACUGGCUACUGGCAGAUUCAUGUAGACAGUAUUACUAUCAAUGGGAAUACUGUGGCGUGUGCAGCGGGCUGCCAAGCUGUAGUAGACUCUGGCACCACUGAGAUCCUAGGGCCUACCAGGGACAUCAAUAACAUCAAUGGCUGGGUGGGAGCCUACAGCGAAGAGGGUCUUGUGAGUUGCAGUAACAUAAAGCGCAUGCCUGAGAUUAUCUUCAACAUCAAUGGAUUCGGCUUCCCUCUCCCAGCAUCAACCUAUGUUUUCCCAUAUGGCUCCAGCUGUACUACUGGUUUUGGCACCUGGGACAAUGAUCAGUGGAUUCUGGGUGAGGUCUUCAUGAGGCAGUUCUACACUGUCUUCAACAGAGAACAGAACUCUGUGGGUUUGGCCCAGGCUAAAAAGAGUCCAGAGUCAGACUGACACUGACAACCCUGCUGGUGCCCUGACACCAUACCCGUCUGAAAAUAAUCUCCACUACUAUGCAAUUGUUCCAAUUAUGCAAAUAAAACAAAGUUAACCUGUAUCCGAUUAAUGAUUGAUUAAGUCUAUUAUGCUGUUUUUCAAAUGUGUUGUCUGUUUGACACUUGAAAUGGAUUUUCAUUCAGAUUAACCAGAUUGUUUAUUGUCCCAUCCUCCUUAUAAACUUGAGUGUUCUCCUCUGG
Molecule: messenger RNA, 1504 nt
Organism: Oncorhynchus keta (chum salmon)
Lineage: Eukaryota; Metazoa; Chordata; Actinopteri; Salmoniformes; Salmonidae
Product: pepsin A
Exons: 9
Coding region: 111-1262 (383 amino acids)
Biological process (GO): proteolysis
Molecular function (GO): aspartic-type endopeptidase activity
Source: RefSeq, a predicted model, not a curated record